Lates calcarifer (barramundi perch) is the source of this 4765-nucleotide messenger RNA. It is a transcript of the gene clmpa, whose product is annotated as CXADR-like membrane protein. Lineage: Eukaryota; Metazoa; Chordata; Actinopteri; Centropomidae. The coding region runs from base 421 to 1623 and encodes 400 amino acids. Gene Ontology annotation, cellular component: cell surface; membrane; cytoplasmic microtubule. The transcript has 7 exons. The record is from RefSeq and is a predicted model, not a curated record.
GCAGUAUUAGUACUGUAUCAUGUACAAGAGGUAUACGCCCAUAUCAACUGUAGAGGUCCCCCUUUUACCGACUGCUACACGCACACCUUUGUUGCACCUCCUCUUUUAAUUUCCAUGCAGUGAAGCACAGGACAGGGCGGACGGGGAGAGGCUGCGUGUGCACUCGUGUACAUCACGGUAACAAGCGAACACGAGCUGAUAGUGAGCUCAAUGAGAGGAGUCGCUUUAAUAACGAUCAGUGGAAUAAAGCAGGAAGAUGCUGCUGCGCCUGAACCAGUGAAGAUGCUGAUGCUGUUGGCUGCGCGGUGUGUUGGAGACAUGCGGCACUCUUCACUCCUCCGUCAGGUCACACUGUAGUUAAUGUAAAGUCGAUCCAGUCCAACCCUCUUCUAUUGGAAUUUGUCUUUUCUGAAUGCCGGGAUGCCUGCUCCUCCUCUUCUCCCGCUGUUCUUGGUUCUGCUGGGUGUGUUAACAACAUACACACAGACGGAGAUGAAGAGCGUUGUUGGAGACAAUGCCACACUGCCCUGCCACCAUCAGUUCUGGGUGGGUGAUGACCCCACUCUGGACAUUGAAUGGCUGCUUCUCAAGCCAGCCAACAGACAGAGAGUGGUGAUCACCUACUUCGCUGGACGGGUUUUUGACCCCAAUGAAGCAGAACAUGGCCGUGUAGCCUUUGCUGGAGAGUACUUAAAGGGUGAUGCCUCUCUGCUGAUCAGUGACUUGUCUCUGACAGACUCAGGAGAGUACAGCUGCAAAGUCAAGACUGGUGCACAAUACCACUGGAGCACAAUCAGUCUCAUAGUGCUGGUGAAGCCAUCCAAGCCACAGUGCUGGAUGGAGGGAAAACUGAUGGAGGGUGGUGAUGUUAAGAUGAGCUGCAAGUCCGCUGAUGGCUCUGAUCCCAUCCACUACAAAUGGGAGAGGGUACUGGACAAGGGCAAGUACAUUGGCAAACUGCCUCCACUGGCCCUGAUAGAUUUGAAAAACCCAGAAAUUGUGACUUUGAGGAACUUGACCAAGGAUAGCAUCGGUGUCUACAAAUGCACAGCCAGCAAUGACGUAGGAGAAGAGAGCUGCACAGUGGAGGUUAAGAUGCACUAUGUAAGGGGAAUGGGUGUGAUAGCAGGUGCUGUGGUUGGUGUGUCCUUUGGUGUUCUACUCAUCAUCCUCAUCAUCUGGUUGGUGUUUCGCAAGAAGGAGAUGAAGAAAUAUGAAGAAGAAGAGACUCCAAAUGAAAUCAGAGAGGAUGCAGAGGCCCCCAAAGCCAAAUUGGUGAAGCCCAACUCCCUCUCCUCAUCCCGCUCUGGCAGCUCUCGUUCAGGCACAUCGUCCACCCAGUCCAUGGUACAUAACACGGGACCGAGAGGCCAACAAAGUUGUGUUCCUGCUGUGGUGGCCCUAAAGGAAAACUGCCAAGUACCAACUUUCCCUCAGUCUCCUGGUUACAAUCAGACAGCUCCCAAGACUCCUGAACCUCGUUCUACGCCCACCUCUACUUCUACCUCCAACUCCAACUCCAAGCCCAGUCCUUCCCCUAAACUGAGUCCUGGGAACCUGACCCGCAUGGGGGGCACUCCUGUUAUGAUCCCUGCCCAAACUAAGGCCUUCCAGACUGUGUAGUAAAGAAGGAGAGAAAACUGUAAUCACUCAAAGGAAAAGACCAAGGCAGCCUCAGGACAUGGCAACCAGCAGAGCCCAAGAGUUAGACAAAAGUAAAAAAAAAUCCAGUCAUAUUAUCUAGAUACAGACGAAUGACAAACUCAAGGAAAAACCUGAAAAUGAGUAGACAGGAUAACAGUGCAGGAGGGGCCACUGAAAGGUUUGAUGAGUAUGAAAAUGUUGUGAGUCAAAUGCUGUGGCUUUCACAGUCACCAGAUCUAAACCCAGUUGAACGCCCGUGGGAGAUUUUUGACCGACUUGAUAGACGGCACCCUCCACUGCCAUUAAAACACCAAAUAAGGGAAUAUCUUCUGGAAGAAUGGUGUUCAUCUCUCCAGCAGAGUUCAAAAACUUAGAGAAUCAAUGCUAAGGAACAUUGAAGCUGUUCUGGUGGCUCAUUGUGGCCCAAAACCGUACUAACAUAGUUUAUUUUGUUUUUUUCCUUUAAUUUGUCACUCGUCUGUAUAUUCUCCGUGUUCACAGUCUCAUGGACACUUUCAGCAAUUUAACUUUUGAAGAAUCUCUGCUUUCCUCUUACAGCUUAUUCUAGUGCUGUUUAUUGACACACAGUCAUUUGUGCUUAAGGUACUAUUUUAUAGACAGUGAUUUAAAAGGAGGAGUUCAAAUGAAAGCAGCACAAACCAUGGGAAUGAGAAAAAAGGAAUACUCACGUCUACUACAGUACCUUUCAACAAUUCAACAAUCUUAAACACCUUCAUACGUACAAUAAAACACGUUACACCUGUUGCAAGUUCAAAGUUAAAAUACAAAUUAAAAUACCUGCACCUAUGACUGAACUCAUGAAAGCGUUUAACUGUAGCUUUUUACAGUAUAUAAAUCGAAUGAAUGCCUCUGAUUGUAUAAAGACUUUAUGCGGACACUUCAUCAGUACUUGUGUCACACACUGUAACAUGGAUAUAAAUGAUACUGAAUUCCUUUGUCGCUGCUUCCCCUGUGCCAACUGAAGAAUAGUGUACAUGUGCCCAUAUUUAAAUGUAGUGCAAAAGUGGAUUCGGAGUGCAGUCCAAACUGCCCAGUGUGCCUGGGACCUGCCAAGCCCUUAUAUAUAAUAUAGGUAUUAUAAAUGUCAGAGGUUGUGACAAUAAUCAAUCACAUUCACUACUUUCAUCUCAUUUAAAACAGGGCUCUUCCCUUCAUGACAGUUUGGGAAUCCUGUGGAGAGUUUUCCUCAUGGGAAACUUAGUGUUGUCAGAGAAGUGUUGUUAAGGGAUACAGCAGCUUGAGUAUACUGCCAGGAGCAAGACAAUGUGUCUUUUUUUUCACUUUUGAAUUCACUUUGGAAAACUGAAGAUCUUACCAUCAGCAUGCUUUCUGUGCAGAAUAGUACAGUUUUAUUUGUCAUACAAUAACCCAUAACCAUCUGCCAUUAAAUACCACAUUCGUGCCAUAUGUACAGUAAAAGUAGAGUUAAAAAUACAGUUUUUAUGUUGUAUUUUAUUAUUUCUAAAGUUGUUUUUAAUGUUUACUUCAGUUUAGGUUUACCUCUUUUACAUGAACAAUGAUUACCAGCAAUCCACGAAACAGCUGUCGACUUAAUCUUUAUAUUGCAACAUUAACAUGAUCCCCAUAUGAGCUAUAGCAUUUUUUGGAUUUUUAAAAUAUCACUUGUUUUUGUCAAUGCCAAUUUCAAAUCUAACCUGAACAACAAACCUGUAUUGUAAUUGUGGUGCUACAGGUUUUAUUCGGGCCUGACUCAUCACAAAAAGAUGGAGCUGCUUUAAGACAGCAAUAAAGAGUCACAAGAGUAAAGGAAAGGCUUUCAUUAUAAACUACCUACUGACUGUCAUGGAUUCCAGAGCUUUGAGAAUCACUCGUUUGUUAUUCUGUCUGGCUUGCAUUCAUGCUAUGAUCAGCAUACUGUUCUGUUUACACAUCACAUGUCAGCUGGGUGGAGCCUCCCUUUGCUCUCAAAACAGCUUCAAUUCAGUCUUUGAGAUUCUGGUCCAUAUUGACAUGAUUGCAUCACAUUACAUUUUUCUAGUGUUCAACAGUCCAGUUUCUGUUUGCCCACUGCAGCCUCAGUUUUCUGUGCUUGGCUGACAGGACUGGACCUGUCAACGUGCUGAUGAGAGCUGUGAUCUGCAUCAGCAGUGUCUGGUGCCAGCUACUUCCUCACAUAUGAUGAAAGAAAGGACCAAGAUAAAAGAGACAGAAAGAGAUAGAUAGAGAUAACAUACUUUUCAGAUGUCUCUGUUAUACAAACUAGUGCUUAGUUCACCUGUAGACUGAACAGAGCAAUAAUAAUAAACUCAAUAAUGAUCUUUAUUUACUUUUAGUGACACUUCCUGCUUUUACAAAUUUCAGUGCAUGCAAGUACUGAUGUGUCUGAAGUACUGUAUUUGCAGUCACAAAUGUUGCAACUUUCUACUACAUAUGAUUAUGUUUACAUCUAAAUAUCUUUGUGGUUUAGAGUACCCCAAUUAAUAUUCAGGAAUACAAUCAGCUCUUUCCCAUAGCCAAUAAAACCCUGGAGCUGUUCCAUAGACUGAAAGCUGGCAAGGGGAUUGGAUGGACUGAACAAACACAACUCAGCAGCAGACAAGGUGCCCUUAGGCCCAGAAAACCUAACAACAUAAUCAUAAUGAAAGAAGUAGUUCUAUCUUACAGUAUGUGUUAUAAAUUGUAGCACGAACUGUGAGAUCUACCUACAGAUAAGAGAUUAAGAGUACUCAGGUUUGAGCACUACAAUAUUACAUUUUAAUUAUUCCACUGUACUGGGAAAUCUUAAGCUGUACUGUUCUGCAAACCUGAACUUUUCUAAAUAUUACCCAGCAGAGCUUUAUGUGUGAACACAAUUGUCUGAAUCAGUCAGACCCGACAUUAAGCUGACAUUAUCCGGCCAGCUCCCUGAUGUAAAGUCUGUGUAAUGUCUGAUUGAGCCAAUGAAUAGAGCAGGUAACUGUCAUGAGAGUUCACAGUGUCUGAGUGAGCAUGUUGACAACAUUCUCUCUUGCACACCACCCCUAAACGUAACCAAACUGAAAAUCUUCCAGAGAAUGUCUAGACCUGAUCCUCUGGACGUUCUCUCAAGUUCACCAGUGAAAAUGGCUUUAGAGAAAGACAUGUAUAUCUUGCCCCCCCC